AGAUAUGACUUCCCGACUUCGUAAAGCUUUCAUUGACAACCUCAAGUCUGCAGACUGGAUGGAUCACGCGACAAAGAAAUCCGCCAAGAGAAAGGCCCGCGCAAUCAAAGAGGACGUGGGUUACCCUCCUUAUAUCAAAGACGACAGCAAACUUGACACCCAUUAUUCAACGUUAAACGCAAGCAAUGAUUAUUUUGAAAACAGCGUGGCAAUGAACAGGAUGAUUGUGCAGAAAAGUUUUGACGUGCUUCGCGAGCCGGUCAACAAAGAUUUAUGGGCCGAAAGUCCUGCAGAGGUCAAUGGAUAUUACAGUCCACAGCAAAACCGAAUAGUGUUUUUGGCUGGAAUCCUGCAAUCUCCAUUUUACAGAAAAGGUUACCCAAAAUAUCUCAACUAUGGAUCAUUGGCAAUGGUCAUUGGACACGAAAUUACACACGGAUUUGACAGCACAGGGCGAUUGUUUGAUAAAAAUGGAAAUGUGAAGGAUUGGUGGUCUUUCAGUUCGACGCUGGAUUUCGAGAGAAGAACUGAAUGUCUGGUUAAUCAAUACAACAACUACCAAGUGUUUGGAAAAUAUAUAGAUGGCAAACAAACUUUGAAUGAAAACAUAGCUGAUAAUGGAGGGAUAAAGCUUGCUUAUGAGGCUUAUCAAUCUUGGGUCAAGGACAAUGGAAUAGAGGGGCGGCUACCUGGCCUGGAUCUCAGUGUGGACAAGCUUUUCUUUAUCGGAUAUGCUACGCCAUGGUGUAGCAUCUACAAGAAGCAAGCUGCUCUUUAUCAGUUGAAGAAUGACGUACAUUCGCACCCAAAAUACAGGGUGCUUGGUCCGCUGUCCAACUUUAACAAAUUUGCAGACGCUUUUGGUUGUAAGCGUGGAAGUUAUAUGAGCCCGCAUACCAAGUGCUCGGUGUGGUAAUCACGUGUUAUUACUUUUUUUUUUGCUUGUGAUUAAUCCUUACAUCUUAUGCAAUUUAAUGAACCAUUUUUGUAUUCUCGGUAUUGAACUUGAACCAGAUUGCAACUGAAGCUAAUGCGGGGAAUCAUCAAAUGCAAAUGACGUUAUUCUCUGUGAAAAGUGAGCUGAUCAACAUGACACGAGCGUGGGACAAGGAAAAAAUCUGAGUCUCCGACAGGAAUCGAACCAAUGACCUCCCAAAUACCGGGCCACUGAGCUACGAAAACUCGUGAUACGUAAGGUUAUUGUUGCCUCCGUUGACUUACCUACGAUAUUUUCAACUAUAAACCCCUGUAUACCAUGCUGAAUUACGUGCGCCAAUUAUUCAAAAUCAAGGUAGUU
Molecule: messenger RNA, 1297 nt
Organism: Orbicella faveolata
Lineage: Eukaryota; Metazoa; Cnidaria; Anthozoa; Scleractinia; Merulinidae
Product: endothelin-converting enzyme homolog
Biological process (GO): protein processing
Cellular component (GO): plasma membrane
Molecular function (GO): metalloendopeptidase activity
Source: RefSeq, a predicted model, not a curated record